Molecule: messenger RNA, 747 nt
Organism: Eimeria tenella
Lineage: Eukaryota; Apicomplexa; Conoidasida; Eucoccidiorida; Eimeriidae
Exons: 2
Coding region: 1-747 (248 amino acids)
Source: RefSeq, a predicted model, not a curated record
AUGGCGGGUUGCUUUGAAGACAGAGUUGCUGCUCUCUUCCCUAAACCAGCAGCAGCAGCAGCAGCAGCAAGUUCAGCUGGUGCUGCUGCUCUGGAUGUCCCAGCGGCUGCUGCUCCAGCUGCUUCUGCUGCCAGCAGCAGCAGCAGCAGCAGCAGCAGACAGGUUCAAAAGCCCGAACAAAAUUCCCUCGCCGCAGCUAGCGAGGUAGCAAAUGACGAGCAGCAGCAGCAGCAGCAGCAACAGCAGAAGCAGCAGGAACCGAGGGCUGCAGCGGAGUGGGUCCUGUCCGCUGGGGCGCCUGAAGGUCGGUGGCAGCCGCGAGAUAUUGCACUGCUGCUGCGGCGGCUGGAGAUGCUGCAGCACCCCCAGCCAGCAACAGCGGCCAAACCCAGCAGCAGCAGCAGCAGCAGCAGCAGCGACAGCAGCAGCAACAGCAGCAGCCAGCGUCUAACCCAGAAGGAAGCUCGCGCUUUACGGAUGCUGCUGUGCUGCCCUUCAGGGCUGCAGGCGGUGGGGGGGGCCUUCAUUGCUUUUGACAAUUUGCAGCAGCAGCAGCAGGAGCAGCAGCAAGAGCAGCAGCAGCAGGAGCAGCAGCGGCAGGCCUUGCUGACAGCACUGCGAGACCUAUCAUGUGCAACGUCUCUUGCUGAAGCUGCUGCUGCGAACUGCAUGCAGCAGCAGCACGAAAGCAAGCGCCCUGCUUCAGAGACACAGCAGCAACAGCAGCUGCAGCAGCAGCGGCCGUAG